UGCAAAAAUCAAUAGAUAAUAUUAUCCUACACCCAACCAAUACUACCUUGAAAGCUGCUGCUCAUAAGUCACAAACAAAUUUGUGGCUUAGCACUCAAAUACUGCCUUUCUGCGACUCGUUCAAAAAAACUCCAUAUCCUUCCCGCUCCUUCUCCCCGCUCCUCUUCCCUUGACGCUCCUCCCCCUAUAGCUCCCUCGUCUAUCGCCACCCUCUCACUCCAUCUACAUCCACUUAUGGCCGGCUGCCUGAUCGGAGAAGAUGUUGAAAUGAAGCUUCCUCUGAUGCUGUAAGCUUAUUUGCGCUUUAGCUCCGUUUCUCUUUUGCAUAUGCUUCAGAUUUUAUUAUGCGAUAAUGCAAGUGAAACUGCGCUUUCAGUAGGACUUAUCAAGGCUAAAAAAAAGGAAUUGAUGUUUCGUUAAAAUUUAGCAAGGGAUGUUGCUUCGGUUUUGUUCAAUAGCAAAAAAAUAGGCGUAACAUGGUUUUGUAUCAACAUGCACAUAUCUGAGCUCAGUUUCUUUUCAUAUAGGUUGUUGAAGUUAUAGCCGUGCAUUUCCUUGUCCAUACACAACAAAUUUGUUGAAUAUGAUGAAAGAAAUUAAGGGUGCUGUCAGAAUCACGCGAUCCCAGUAUAAGUCUUCCAGUAGAAUAGGAGAUAUUUCACCCUCAUUACAACUUUCACUCACAGAAUUGCGCAAACGUGGUCAUACAGAAAACUCUGAACUAGCACAGCUAGAUGGAAGUAAUGCUUCUUCUAAUAUUACUGUUGGUGUUCGGCGCAAAAGAAGAGCAGUGCUCAAGGAUGUUACUAACAUGUCCUGUGAGAGUAAUAAUCUGGGGUACUUGCACGCUUCUAAAGUUCAGGUUCAAGAGGUUUCACAGACCGAAUCACUUGAAGAUUCAUCCAUUAAAGGGAUGGCAGAAUCACAACGUAGCUUUCCAGUGAUGAAGUCAAACAAAAAAGAGACGAAGCAGGAGAAUAAGUUUCAGAGUGUCAUAGGAUGCAGAAAUUGUGCGUCUCCCCUGCCCUCAGGAUCAAAUGAACACCAAAUGAAAGAUGAGGCUGCUGUUUGUGAGAAAUUAAACCAUCUCGGUACUUUGGAUGCUGUCUCAAACUCAGAGGAUCCUCAAGCAUGCACCCCAUAUGCGCAUAAUAUAUAUGAUACUAAUCGUGUAAUAGAGCUUGAUCAAAGGCCUUCUACUAAUUAUAUGGAAAAGUUACAGAAAUAUAUCAGUCCAAUCAUGCGAGGCAUUCUAAUCGAUUGGCUUGUGGAGGUUUCUGAUGAAUAUAAAUUGAUCUCUGACACGCUUUACCUCACUGUAAAUCUCAUCGAUCGGUUUCUCUCUCAAAGCUGCAUUGAGAGGCAUAAAUUACAACUUCUUGGCGUUACUUGCAUGUUAAUUGCCUCUAAAUAUGAAGAAGUCUGUGCACCAUUUGUGGAAGAGUUUUGCUUCAUCACAGACAACACCUAUGCGAGAGAAGAGGUACUAAAAAUGGAGGGUGAAGUUCUGAACGUGCUUAAUUUUCAGCUGUCGGUACCCACUACAAAAACAUUUCUCAGGAGAUUUGUGCAGGUAGCACGGGCUUCUUGCAAGGAAUCUUGUGUGGAGCUGGAACAUUUAACAAAUUAUCUAGCAGAGUUGACUCUUGGAGAGUACAGCUUCCUCAGGUUUCUGCCUUCAGCAGUAGCUGCAUCAGUUGUGUUCUUAGCUAGAUGGAUUCUGCACCAACCAAAUCAACCAUGGAACUCGGCACUGGAGCAUUAUACCAAUUACAAUGCCUCUCAGCUAAAAAUUCCUGUACUUGCCUUGGAAGAUCUAAGGUUGAACUCCACAAGUUGCGGUUUAAACGCCGUAUUUCAAAAAUAUAGACAACAAAAGUUCGGAAGUGUGGCAACUUUAGCCUCCACAAAAUCAGUUCUCUCAGCCUUCCCAACCCAGACAGAUAACCUGAAUUCCAGGGACAUUUGAGACAUUUCCUAACCAACCACACCCUAAAUACCGCAACCCUCCACUUCUCACAAUUUAGUGGUUAAGAAAAAAACCCUAAUAAUAAUAAUUAAAUAAUUAAACAAUUGUGUCUAUGUGUUUUCUUUUUUCUUUUUUCUUUUCGGAAAAUGGGUAAUUUAAAUUUAAAAAUUUUAAAAUUUAAAAACAAGGGAACAGGGUAUCUAUCUUCCUACGAGUCCUAAAGUCCAAGUGUUUGGUUAACAUCAUAUUUUUGGAGGAAAGUGAGUAAAACAAACAGAGUGAUGGACAAGCAAACAUCAUAUGAUUAUUAAAAGACAAUUGAUGUCCCCACUUGUAUGACCACAUAAACAAAAUUUAAAAAGAAAACAUCAUAUUUACUCACUUGCAUGAAUGCCUACCUACUACUUAUACAUUUGACUUUCCUCUUUUUUCUUUUGCCGUGAAUUCCACUAAAUCAUCAACUAUCACCUUGAAUUCCUUUUUCUUUUUUAUUUUCUUUUGUUUUUUCCCCCUUCACCAAUUCCCGGCUUUCCUUCCUUUCUUUUUCCAUUUUUACCCUACACCUUCUUCUCAAUUUUCCAUCUUAAUUUUUUAGUUUGUUGUAAUUUUAACUCAAAAUUCUCCCUUCAAUGGAGACGUUUAGAGAGUUUGAAUGUAAUCAAGAUUAUGGUAAUCAUGCAAGUGUGUAUCAAAACGAGGGUACAAAAAUAAAUAGUAUCGAAAAAAGUGAAAAUGAAAAUAGAGUUUAAUUAAAAACAAUUGAAAUGUAUCGUAAGUUGGGUUCAAAACGCUCAAACAAAACAAUACAUUUCAAUCUCAUUAUGUCUGUA
Cucumis sativus (cucumber) is the source of this 2799-nucleotide messenger RNA. Its product is annotated as cyclin-A2-1. Gene Ontology annotation, molecular function: cyclin-dependent protein serine/threonine kinase regulator activity. The transcript is spliced from 14 exons. The coding region runs from base 584 to 1969 and encodes 461 amino acids. Gene Ontology annotation, biological process: regulation of cyclin-dependent protein serine/threonine kinase activity; mitotic cell cycle phase transition. Gene Ontology annotation, cellular component: cytoplasm; nucleus; cyclin-dependent protein kinase holoenzyme complex. The record is from RefSeq and is a predicted model, not a curated record. NCBI's taxonomy places the organism in Eukaryota, Viridiplantae, Streptophyta, Magnoliopsida, Cucurbitales, Cucurbitaceae.